Molecule: messenger RNA, 1536 nt
Organism: Sphenostylis stenocarpa
Lineage: Eukaryota; Viridiplantae; Streptophyta; Magnoliopsida; Fabales; Fabaceae
Source: the annotation of a GenBank genome assembly
AUGGGAACCAUUUUUCACUCAUUUCAAUGGUUUUCUUUGUUCUUUCUAAUUAUCUCAGUUAAUGUCUACGCUUUCAAAAUUCCAAGGUUAGGAUCGUGGCGGAGAAGCAAGGAACGUGACUCCCAGAUCAGUUCUUCUUCCUCACAUUUGGCAGAUGAUCAUGACCAGCUCAAAACAUUUUACUACACCCAAAGACUCGAUCACUUCAACUACAGACCAGACAGCUACCACACUUUCCAACAAAGAUAUAUCAUCGAUUUCAAGUACUGGGGUGGAGCAAAAUCAAGUGCACCCAUUUUUGCAUUCUUUGGUGCAGAAGGACCAGUGGAUCAGGAUAUAUACUAUGUUGGGUUUCUCAGAGAGAACGCUCCUCAGUUCAGUGCUCUUAUUGUUUAUAUUGAGCAUCGAUACUAUGGGAAAUCAAUACCUUUUGGGUCAAGGGAAGAAGCUAUGAGAAAUGCAAGUACUCGUGGCUACUUUAACUCUGCCCAAGCAAUAGCAGAUUAUGCUGCUGUGCUUCUACACGUCAAGAAAACUUUGUCUGCUCAGAAUUCCCCCAUUAUUGUUAUUGGAGGCUCUUAUGGUGGAAUGCUUGCAUCAUGGUUUCGCCUAAAGUAUCCCCACAUUGCUAUUGGUGCUCUUGCUUCAUCAGCACCAAUUCUUUACUUCAAUGGCAUUGCCCCACAAGCCGGAUACUACUAUAUUGUGACAAAGGAUUUCAAAGAAACUAGUGAGAGCUGUUACCAAACUAUACGUAAAUCAUGGUCUGAAAUUGACAGAGUUGCCAAGAAGCCUAAUGGUCUUUCAAUUUUGAGCAAGAGAUUUAAAGCUUGCGAGAAAUUGAACAAAAGUUUUGAGCUGAAGGACUACUUAGACUCGUUAUAUACUGACGCGGCUCAAUACAAUUUCCCUUCUGAGAAGCCAGUUAAGGUGAUAUGUGAAGCAAUUGAUGCUGCUGCUCACAAAACAGACAUUCUUGGCCAAAUAUUUAAAGGUGUUGUUGCUUUUAUGCGAAAUCGUUCAUGUUAUGACAUGAAUGAAUAUAAUCAUCCAACUGAAACUAACCUGGGUUGGAAAUGGCAGACAUGCAGCGAGAUGGUUAUGCCAAUAGGUCAUGAAAGGAACGAUUCAAUGUUCCCACCAUCACCUUUCAACAUGAAGAGAUUUGUUCAUGAGUGUAGGAGCUUAUAUGGUGUCCUUCCUCAACCUCAUUGGGUGACCACAUAUUAUGGGGGUCCUGAUUUGAAACUGAUUCUCCAUAGGUUUGCCAGCAACAUCAUAUUCUCCAAUGGAUUGCGAGAUCCGUACAGCUCUGGCGGGGUGUUGGAGAGUAUUUCAAACAGUGUCGUUGCUGUUACCACUGCAAAUGGGUGUCAUUGCCUGGACAUACAAUCAAGAUCAGAAAAGGAUCCAGAAUGGUUGGUGAUGCAGAGAAAUAAGGAGGUCAAAAUAAUGAAAGGUUGGAUUGCAGAGUACCAAGCUGAUCUAACAGCACUAACCAAACCAAUAAAAGCACCAACACCCAAAAAAAGUUAA